Messenger RNA from Fukomys damarensis (Damara mole-rat), 1460 nucleotides. It is a transcript of the gene Smim18, whose product is annotated as small integral membrane protein 18. NCBI's taxonomy places the organism in Eukaryota, Metazoa, Chordata, Mammalia, Rodentia, Bathyergidae. Bases 241 to 528 code for a protein of 95 amino acids. The transcript has 4 exons. The record is from RefSeq and is a predicted model, not a curated record.
UUACAAACAGACGAUACCAUCGCUUCAGCAGCAUCCUUUCAGACCAGAGGAUCUGGCUAAAGUGUGCAGAAUCUGGACUAGAACUUGUGAUCCUCCUGCUUCAACCUUCCAAAGUGCUGGGAUUAUAGGCAUGUAAUCCUAUCACCUGUUAUUGAAGUUUAUCGGUGUGGAAAUAGAAAGCAGAAAUACACUGAACCAAGGAGAUUCAAAAGAGCAGCACAAGAAGUUGAAUCUCUCAGAAUGGCUUCCAGCCACUGGAAUGAAACCACUACCUCUGUUUAUCAGUACCUUGGUUUUCAAGUACAAAAAAUUUACCCUUUCCAUGAUAACUGGAACACUGCCUGCUUUGUCAUCCUGCUUUUAUUUAUAUUCACUGUAGUAUCUUUGGUGGUACUAGCUUUCCUGUAUGAAGUGCUUAACUGCUGCUGCUGCGUAAAAAACAAAACUGUCAAAGACCUGAAAAGUGAACCUAACCCUCUUAGAAGUAUGAUGGACAACAUCAGAAAACGUGAUACUGAAGUGGUCUAGCCCUUGCCAGAACAGGAACAAAAUUUUUAAAAGCAGACUUCAGCCUCUUAUGAGAAAAAGAAAAUUUCCUGAGGCCAACUGAUACUACAAAGCUAAUUCUGACUCUGAAUGAUUAAAUGAUCUCCAGUAGAAAACACAAGUGAAAUAUGUACUUUGUGUGUGUGUGUGUGUAUAUGUACCUUGCAUUAAAUAUACAGUAAAACUUCAUAAAUGUGAAUUUACCAAUAUAUUUAAUGACACUUCAAAAACUGGAUAAAAUUCCUAGUUCUCAAUAUUGAGCAGCAAUAUUACACAUCCAUUCUCUUAAGGACUAAUAUAUCAAAUGUAGAAAAGACUGCAAAACAAGUAAAAAAAAAAAGCUAUUUAUUAGAGGCAAAGAAACAUGGCAGCUCUCCUGGGCAUGGUGGUACAUACCUAUUACCCCACCUCCACAGGAGGGAGAGACAAGACAAUCCCAAGUUUUAGGCCAGGCUAGACAAAUUAGACUCUGUCUCAAAAGUUUUAAACAAAUCCGGAUACGUAGUUUGGUGUGAGGCUCUGAAUUCAAGCCCUAUUCUACAAUUUUUUAAUUUAAAAACAGAAGUGUGGAAGUUUUACUGAAAUUCCAAGGGCUGUACAGAUAUUAUUUUAUCAUAUUAACACUGUUUUGCUAUUACCCUGAGGCAAAGCAAAGCAUGCUGGUAACCUCUACACUAUCAUUAGACCAGAAAUGAUACUCUUGGAAAUGAAAAAUUCAUAAUAUAAAACUUUUAAUAAAAUUAUAGAUUGUUACAAAUGUAUAUACAUAAAAGUAAAGCCUGAAAACAAACAGGAAAAAUUGGAACAGCUGACAUGUUAAGAGAACUGUGCGGCACAUGUGUAAGUGCCAAAUAGAUUCUCUGGUGUGAAAAACUGUAAUAGUACAUAAGAUCCUAAUGAGAUAACUGACAAUG